Molecule: messenger RNA, 2049 nt
Organism: Myiozetetes cayanensis
Lineage: Eukaryota; Metazoa; Chordata; Aves; Passeriformes; Tyrannidae
Product: SITS-binding protein-like
Exons: 10
Coding region: 1-2049 (682 amino acids)
Source: RefSeq, a predicted model, not a curated record
AUGCCCCUCUCCCGCCACACCGGCCAACUCCCAGAGUCCAACUGGACCUUGAGCUUCAGGGAGAUGACAGAGCCCUGGAAAGGCGCUGUCGGCUGCCUCGGCGUGGCCGUCUUCUUCGCCAUGACCAUCGGCAUCAUCUCCUGGCAGGCUCUGGAGCAGUCUCCGGAGGAGUGGGUGCUGCGUGGCCGGGACGGUGGGAUGCUGUGGGAGCGCCGGCGCGGGGCCCUGGUGCUGCGGGCGCUGCCGGCGGGGCGGGCGGUGGCGGCGAUCGCGGUGGGCGGUGUGCCGGCCGCCGAGCCCCCGCCACCCCGGGACCACUGCUGGCACGACGGUCGCCAGUUCUGCUACUCCUGGGAGGAGGACGCCGAGCUCCGGCUCUCCCUGGAGCCCCCGGUGGUCCCCGGCACCGAGUGCUACAGCGUCCACUGGACCCCCCUGCGCCCCGACGUGACGCUGAAGGAUUGCUUUUCCAUGGCCAAUGUCUCCUGGUAUGGUGGGCCAAGCAUCCGUGCCCAGCGCUGGCCCCUCAACGGUGCCGAGAGCCCCACGCAGCCUUUCGUCAGCGGAGACCUCGGUAUGAAUCCCGACGGAUUCGGGCCUGUCCUGGACAGGUACUUCCUGGGCUCGACAGGAGUGACGGUGACCGUGGCGCCCGACGUGCCCCUGCUCCUGUCGCUGGAGAGCCACCGGCACUUCUGCCUGGAGACGCCGGCGGGCCGGGCGGAGCCCCUGCAGUACCUCCUCUGCAUCAGCACCGACGUGGCGUCCGCACACCGGCACACGGGCAACCCCCCGGCGGGGCCGGCACGGACACGGCCGGACACGGCGCUCCUGGGGUCUCCGCUGUGGCGGUACCACGGCCCGGAGGGUUCUGCCGCCAAAAUCAAGCGAGGUCUGAGGUCGCUGGUGAGGAGGUUGAAGCGGCACGGCCUUCAGGAAGGGGUCGUGGCCCUGGGCGAGCGCGGCACCGCCAUCCUCGCCGCAGCGGAGCGUGUGCCCUCGGAGCGCAGGAAGAGGCAGGACCUGGCCCUGGUGGAGCCUCUGCAGCUCUCCAUCACUCUGUCCCCCUACGCCAGCAUCACCUCCCCGCUCUUCCUGCAAUCCCUGCACCAGGGCGAGGCCACGGGAUACUGGCUGAGCCGCCAGCCCCGACCUGGGGGCAGCUUGAUCCCGCUGCUGACCACCUGGAAGGGGCAGCUCUGUGCCCGCCUGAACGUCACCAGCGAGGCAGCGCUGGCCUGGUACCUGACACGUGCCCGGCACCUGCGGCAGGCCCUGGGGGCCACAUAUGUCAUCUUUGAGGGAGUUGAGGGUAAUUCCUUCCUGGAGCAGGGUGUCCCACCUCCCACCGAGCUGGCAGGUGAUGGAUACACCAGGGUGUUGGCGGCAGCACUGGCGACGCUGGGCAAUGGCACCAUCAUCAGCGCCGGGGCCAGCUCCAGUCACCUCCCUCUGUUUGUCCAGAUGAGCCCCCUGCGCUCCGACUGGAGCCACGCGGGGCUGAAGGGACUGAUCCCCUCCGUGCUGCACUACAGCCUCUUGGGCUACAACUUCUUCAUCCCUGACACAGUAGGAGGGAGCCUGGCCGGUGACUCCACGGGGGACCCAGAGCUUUUCGUGCGGUGGCUGCAGAUCGUGACCUUCCUGCCCGUGAUGGCCUUUGGGUCCCCACCCUGGCUCUGCUGUGACUCCUGGGUCCUGAAUCUGACCCGCCAAUGCAUCCAGAGGCACCGGGACUUUGUAGUGCCGCUCCUCCUGAAAUACAGCGAGGAGUGGCAGAGUUUGGGACACCCCAUCUUCCGUCCAGCCUGGUGGCUCAGCCCCACGGAUCCAACCGCCUUCACCAUAGAGGAUGAAUUUCUCAUUGGAGAUGAGGUCCUGGUUGCUCCAAUAACAGAAAAAGGACAAACAUGGAGGGAUGUCUUCCUGCCUGGAGAAGGGCACCUGUGGCUGGACACCAACUCUGCCCGUGUGUUUGAUGGAGGCACCAUCCUCAGGAAUUACUCUGCCAGCCUGGCCGAGGUGCCAGUGUUUCUAAAGACCUCCUGA